Messenger RNA from Spirodela intermedia, 7771 nucleotides. The record is from the annotation of a GenBank genome assembly. NCBI's taxonomy places the organism in Eukaryota, Viridiplantae, Streptophyta, Magnoliopsida, Alismatales, Araceae.
AUGAGAGCUUGCUCCGCCUGCGCGAUCCUCCCGGGAGCAACUGCUGCGGCUGUGACGAUCGCCCGGCGGAGUAUUUGCCAGUGGAGUCUCCGUCCGCGCCGCAACAGCCUCAACGUUCCCUCUUCAUGGGCGCUGCGGGGGAAAGUGGUCUGCAGGGUCCUCAAGGAGGAGCUGGAAGUGGAGAGUUCUGGGUACCGGAGCGGAGUUACAGAGGAGGGGGAAGAAUUAGUCGUCAAAGAAGCGGGUGAAGCCGCUGGAGACGAUGGGCUUGAGAAGGCGGGGCUCGAUGACGUCAGUGUGUCGCCGAGGUCGGAGGUCCCUGUUGAGAAGGAGAGGAAAAAAGAAGAGGUCGAUGGGCACGACCGGUACCAGGUCCGGAACGGGAAAGAGGUCGGUUGAAUGCUCUGUCAUCCUUUUGUAGAGUCUAAUGUAACUUCUGAUGAUCUCUUCGAGUCCUGAGUAUGCUUUUUGUUUAGUAAGAUUCUGGUUUUCCGAAGAGUUUCUCGAAAGAAAAUUUAACUCUCGUUAGAAAAAGCAAUGUUGCUUACAGUGGAUGAUAACAAUUGGAGAUUUUAGAUUUCUAUAUGGUGUUGGACCGGAUAAGAGUUCACACAUCCUCCAACAGAAUGAUGUUUGAAGUCGGAGUUCAUGCUCCAUGUAAUCUGACGUAAAAAAUGCCCGUUUACACAUUUUUUUUGUUACGUCGAUUUGCAUUAUCCUAUCCUCACCUUUAUCCACAUUCUUUCCUUAGGUAGUUAUCCGUGUGCAUCACUUUAAUGACUAUAUGACCGAUAUGUUAUCUCUCGCAUUUAGUCCUAUGUUUGUUUUUCCAGAAAAAUGGCUAUUAGUGGUGAUUUAUGCUAUUUCAUAUUUGACGGAUGCUUUGACAUAUGAAUAACUGGAGCCUGUUUUGUGCUUUGGUGAUAAUUUAAUUCAAAUACUCUAUUUCAUUAUGAAUUUCAUGUUUUGAAAAGGGUCCUUGUAAAUUUUUAACUUCAUGCGGAAGAAACACGAUCAGAUGUUCAUAAUUGGGAGGUCCUGUCUGACUUGAUUGGCUGCAACAAUUCGCCGCAUCAAUUCUCCAUGUUCUAUGAUUUUUUAUAUAAAAAAAUAGCAUUGACUGCAUCAAUUAGAACUGCCAAAUUUUGGUCAUUUGGUACUGUUUCCUUAUCUAAAUUUCCUCUCCCUUUCAUCUCCUUGAAAAUUAUUGUCAAAACACAGGGUAUAUGAAUUUUUUUUCUGUCUAUUUGGUCCCAAUCUAGAGUCUAGUGCCUAAUUUUAUUAUGUUCAUUAUCUUGAUUGGAAUCUGAAGCUAAUUACUUGAUUCACAUGAUCGUAAGCUUCUGUACUUUGGUUCUCCUGUGUAUGAUUUGGUUUUCCUGAUUAUAGUUGCCCAUGUUACAUUUUUCUUUUUUUUCCCUCAGAAAGUUAUGAAAUGAAUACUGUUGGGACUUGAAAUUCCAGGUAUUUGCGGAGAAGGCAUACUUAGUAGGUGUUGAAUGUAAAAGUAGUGAGGAUAAGUUAUUCAGCAUUGAAGAAUCUCUCAAGGAACUUGGACAGCUCGCAGAUACUGCUGGACUUUUCGUUGUUGGCUCUACAUAUCAGAAGUAAGUCUUUCUUUUUUAAAUUUUGAUGGUUGACCAUGGGCCAACAUGAAGGCCUUUAGCCACACUGACUGAUGCUAAGCAGAAUUUGUGCUCUGGUAAGCUGAAAACGUUAACCGGAAUUCUACUUGUUGAUCUGAGUACAUUUUAUCAUUCGUGUAUCUCUACUUUCGUGAUGAAGUGUGAUGUAGUUUUUAUAGUUUUUACUUCGUGAUGUUCUUUGAAAUUGUGGUCCAUGGAAGUUUAGAUAUAUCCAAUUCUUUUAGGUUAUUUUAAAAUGAUAACGAUGGCAUAAAUUUCAGACACAUGAUGAUUAUAAAGCAAAUGAUUUGCUUCUUCUAUAGCACCAUCCGCUGCAUUGCUUGGAACAGGGACUGUUAUUACUCCAACACCUUGAUAAAUGUUCAAAGCAAUAAGGCAUAAUGUACAGUGUUUUGAAUAUUGCCUCCAUCUGGUUUUUCCUGAAAAAUGUAACUUUGAAAAGAGACGGUAUGAUCGUUUGUACCUUUUGAUUACGUUAAUGUCUCGUUAUUUGGUGAUGGGGCUUUUAAGUCCUAUGCUUGGUUUGAGCACAUGUAGUGUUUCGUUGGCAACAUCAUGUGGAUUUGGGUCUGAAGUGUUAAGUUUCAGAUAAAUUUAUUUUUGGAAAUUCAAAAUUUUGAACUGCUUUAUAAUUGAGUGUUGAUUUAGCUUUCAUGGAAGAUACCUCAGGGAGGUGGAAGUUACAAUACGACAGUUGUAUGUAUAACUAACCUUGCAUGAAUAAGAAGACAUCAAUGCGUGUGUUUCAUUUUGGCAUUGGGAAUUUUAUUUCCCAAAACCUGAGAUUGGAUUUUCCGUAGAAAUGUCUAGUAUGUUUUUAUUGUGUGAAGAAUAUUAUAGGAAGUUUCGAGUCAGUGGUGAGAGAAUAUGUUGACGAAAAAGUUUCUUGGAGCCAGUGCUGGAGGUUGUGUUGUCCAUGUUGAAGUUACUGAGUGCUCCUAGCCUAAGCUCUCAGAGUUGUCAGUCCAGUGAUAGACUGACAAAUCGCAUAAUCUGAAUCAUUCCUGCCAUUGAAACGAUAUCCGUAUUUAGAAUAUUAGCCCAUCUUCAAGGCUUUAAAGAUGAAGUGGAAGAUACUGUUUAUGCCAUUGUUGUCACUAAUGACAUUAUUGUGCCUAAGGCCUCUAUUAACCGUCAUUGUAAAAAUCUUUAUCUCUCGAAAGCAAUCGCAAUGGUUACUUGAAAACAUAUUACUUAAAGUUCAAUAGGUAGUUUCAGUUCAUUAACUUAAUGAGUUCCUCUAUUUAUAAACAUUAGAGUGAGUUGACAUUUUUACGUGGGAAUUCUUCCAUUGUGAAAUCUUGUGCCCUUUUUUACCAAAUAAAUCUCCUUCUAUCUUUUUAUUGUAUUAUUUGGCUUUAUUAAUUUUCCCUUUUGAACUGACUGUGCUUGGACUAAAGAUUAUCGUACCUGCCAUUUAGGCUUUCAACUCCAAACCCAAGGACGUACAUUGGAUCAGGAAAGGUUUCAGAAAUCAGGAGUGCAAUCCAUGCUCUUGAUGUGGAGACUGUAAUCUUUGAUGAUGAGCUUUCUCCAGGGUAGGGUGCUUCAAUUUAUUUAGGAUAAUUAUUUUGCAUUUGGUUGGUUAUGGUAUAAAAAGUAAAAUAGAUUUAUUUAGAUGUUUUAUUAAGACAGAUAUUCUCCCUGUUUGGAGGGUCGGUGUUUACGUUUAAAUGAAAUAAGGAUAAUGGACAGGAUAUUGGCCACAUAAGAACUCAUUUUAGUUCGUAAAAUUUUUCAAGUCUUAUGAAGAAAAGGGUUUGAACUUAUCCAAAUUUUCAAACGGGAAUAUCUUGUUACUUAUCUGGAAAAAUGUAGCUCUUACUCAUGAAUGACAUGUUAAAAUUCAUUUUCUGGAUAGCGUUGGCCUAAAAUUCUGACCUCUCUGUAUAAUGUCUUAUAUUGAAAUCAUCAUCUGCUGAUAGGAUAGAAUAAGACAACGAUAUGGAAUCAGUUGGAUGAAUGCAUGCUUCACUUUGUUUCAACAGAUGCUGAAUGAAUGACAUAAUCACUACUCUCAUAAUAGUUUGAAUGACAUAUACUGAUUUCUCUUCAUGUUAACCUGUAGGCAACUGCGCAACCUAGAAAAGGCUUUUGGCGGGGAUAUCCGGGUUUGUGACCGCACUGCUCUUAUUCUAGAUAUUUUCAACCAAAGGGCUGCAACUCAUGAAGCAUCAUUACAGGUAACUAUGCAUAUAAUUUUUGUGUCAUGCACGCCCAAAACCACCUUCUUAUCCUGUUUUACAUUGGAAUUAUGAAUGUAGCACAUGGAAUUUGUCUGAUGUAAAACUUUUUAUCCAUGUUUAUUCACAAUUACUCAAAGUCUACUCAGGUAUGAAUGGUGUGCGUCCAUCACAAAAUACUAGAAUUUACUUACGUAUUUUCAUAAUGGGUUUUAGAUUCUGUUCGUGAUUUGGUAAAUUAUAUGAUCUGUUUGAGCCUCUUUCUGUCCCAUACCUCUACUUUUAAUUUCUAUUAAGAUUCUGUGAGGCCAUAAAUAUUAUUUAAGAAAGCGAGACGAAGUUUCACUUAAAAAAUAUGUUUACAAUACUACUCUAUUCAUGAAAUGUCGACUGGAUUUAUACAUGCGCUUUAACAUUCUUUUACAUGAAUGCAUCCAGACGAAUAUAACUUACCUUUUUAUAGUUUCCGCAUUAUGUAUUACAUCAUGAAGUUAGUAUUAUAGUUAUUGUUGUGAAAGGAAAUUACCUCUUUCCAUGAUACAUGCCCAUUAUCCUGAGACAGCUUAUUCUUUAGGUUUCCUUGGCACAAAUGGAGUACCAACUUCCACGCCUGACAAGGAUGUGGACUCAUCUUGAACGUCAAGCAGGUGGCAGGGUUAAGGGUAUGGGUGAGAAACAAAUUGAAGUAGACAAGCGUAUCUUGCGCACUCAAGUAAGUCUUUUAGAAUUUUGAAGGGUUUUGAUGCUACAUUUAUAUGUUGAAAUAAACUAUUUUGCGUUCUCUCCCUCUCAUGUUAGAAGCAUAUGUGUAAACAAUGACAAUUUUCUACCAAGUUCCCCAUUGAUAAGAUGUCUCUUAGGCUGAUAGCAAUCCGUCGAUUUAUUGAAACACAUUCACAAUGCAAUCAAAUCAAGUAACACAUGGUAUUGUUUUCAUUAAUUUUUCAUUUCCUUUUUCGUUUGAAUUAUGUUUCACAGAUAACUGCUCCUUUAGUAGUUUGGUAGGGUAAACCACUGUUUAAGCUAACACAAUGGCUGAAAGUAUAUGAGGUGGGGAUUAUGUGCUUAUUUUCUAUCAGCAUACGUAAAAGUUUCAAGUACUGGUUUUCUAUCUAGUGUAUAAGUGGCUUAGACAAUUACUGAGAUUCAUUGGUAAUUAUGACGGGGCUACGACCAUCUAACUGAGAAACUAUUGAUUCGUUGCCCCUCUACUAGAUUUUAGUGUUGGUUGGAUGUAAGAUAAAUACAUGCUAUUCGUUGUCAAGCAAAAACUUAAUUGAAUACUUUCCUAUGUUCGUAAGCAGGACUAUGAUUUCAUCUUAAGCUUAAUGAUUCAGCUUUACCUUGAUAAUCAAAACAGGGUAAUAAUCAUCUCAGCCUAUUUCUCUCAUUUUUUGUCAUCGACAUUGAUAUAAUACCGUUGACUAAGGAUUACAAUUUGUGCAUCUGUUGAUCCAGUACUUGUUAUUCGUUUAAUUUUUGCAUUGCCCUCUGUCAACAGAUCGGUGUUUUGAAAAAAGAAUUGGAUACUGUUCGGCUACAUCGUAAGCAGUAUCGUACUCGUCGACUAUCUGUACCACUCCCUGUGGUAUCUCUGGUAAAUUCAAGUAACAUAUGUUCGGCUUUUUAAUAGAUUUUAUAUUUAAUAGACCUAGACUCUGAAUUUUCAACCUUUUCAGGUUGGCUAUACAAAUGCUGGAAAGAGUACUCUCUUGAAUCAUCUAACUGGAGCCAAUGUUUUAGCAGAGGAUCAAUUAUUUGCUACACUUGAUCCGACUACAAGAAGAGUGCUGGUCAGUAAUUUUCGUUUUUCAAUAAAAGCAGAUUCAGAUGAACCUAGUGCUUGGUUCAUAGCAAGAAAUUCACACGAGCUGGCUGAACCCGUUCAAAUUGGUUUUACAUUUUCCACUCGUUGUAUUGCAUAAACAGUAAUUUCCUGAUUUGUUUGUCAAAUGUGUUAAAUCUGAAUUUUCGCCAUGUUAAUGCCGAUACUGUUCCCGAAAUUACAUAACGGUAAAAAGGCACUCAUUUUUAAAUAGUUGUGGCCCAUCCUGUUUGGAACAUCUGAUACAUACAGCCAUCUCCUCUUUGCAGAUGAAGAACGGGAAGGAAUUCCUUCUGACGGACACUGUAGGGUUCAUUCAGAAACUGCCUACUACUCUGGUAAAUGCUUACUAAUUUCCACCACUACAUUCUUACUUCUCUCUCUUUCAUUCUUUACUACAGUCUCCAUCUGAGCUUUGCUUAUUAUUUUCUCAUUGGAUUGUCUCAAUAUGUUCGAAUAUUUCUAGAUAUAUUUUUUUAUUUAUUUCUCAGGGAAUAUAUUUGAACACAUCUUAAUCUGUCUGAGAGCAUAAAGGUUGUUAACGUUAAUUUUCUGAUGAGGGUGACUUUGUCAGGUUGCUGCAUUCAGGGCCACAUUGGAAGAGAUUGCCGAAUCAUCAGUUUUAGUUCAUGUUGUAGAUAUUAGGUAUUACCCUCUUCCACUAUGUUUACAUUUAUUUCUGUCGAAAUGAUUUAUAUUUUUGGGGUGAUUAUAAUCUUUUUUGUGGUUAAAUUGAACGCAAUUCAGCCAUCCGCUAGCACAGCAGCAGAUAGACUCGGUAAACAGAGUUUUGUCCGAGUUAGAUGUUGCUUCAAUCCCAAGGAUGGUGGUUUGGAACAAGGUAAAAAAAGCUAAAUCUUGUUUUUAGGGUUCCAAUGCUUGGUUGUCACUCUUGUCUCUCUCUUUAUUUGGGUUCCAAUGCAUAAAAUAAUACGUACUUUUAUCAGUGAUAAAAUUAAUCCUUUAAGGGCAUUGACUUUCUAGCAUGGAAACUCUCUCAGGUCCACUAUCAGGUCUACAUAAUCCAUUUACCUGGCAUGUAUAGAGUUUUCAUAAAUUCCUUGACGCAUGUCUUGCCGAGUGCAUGGAGUGAGGGUCUCUUGUAGCUGCACUCCAUAUGUAUUUUAUCUUGUUCCUAAGUCAACUCUCUUCUGUGGCCUAUGUUUUGGGAUGCAGAAGGAGUUGACUAUCAUCGAGCCUUAACCGAUCCAUCAACACCUUCAUAAGAUUGGAUCUGGUGGUCUAGGCUUGUUGGCUAUUUUAUACUGCUGAUUAUGACCACGAUGACGAUCAUGUUGUCGUACUCAUAACAUAUCACUGAUUUCACCUUGGCGCAGGUUGACAAGGCCCCUGAUCCCCAUAGGAUCAGAAGGGAAGCAGAACAGCUUGGAAUCGUCUGUAUAUCAGCCUUGCAUGGCGAUGGUUUAGAGGACUUCUGCCAUGCCAUUCAAGAAAAGCUGAAGGUAUAUAUAUAUAUAUAUAUAUAUUCUCUUUCGAAUUCCCUCCCUGAAAUCAUUAAUUCGCCAUUGAUGUGGUAGGAUUCUCUGGUCCGUGUGGAAGCUUUGGUUCCAUAUGACAAGGGAGAACUGCUCAGCACCAUUCAUCAGGUUGGAAUCGUGGAGGAAACUGUGAGUAUCAUGAAUUCAUUCUCUCCGGUCAUUUUCUUUCGGUGGCUUCUGAUCUCUCAGAUCAUUCUAUAGAAUAUACUUUAUGUUGUAUCUUCUCCGUCAUAAUUUACAUCUUAUACAUCUACCCAUGAAGAAAAUUUGCAGUCUUUCAUAAGCCUCAUAUCAUCAACGGUUCAUGUUUGAAUUACAAAAAAAAAAAAGAAAAAAAAAAGAAAAAAAAAAAGAGAGAACCAUUCCUACCAUCAUCUCAACUAAUAAACUCCUGCAACCGGAGUCUCCUAUGUACUUAAUCUGCUGUAUUUAUUUAAUAUUAUUUUUAUUUCACUAAGCUGAUGGUUUCCUGACUUUACCUUACUCUCAUUACUUUUUUUUUUCUUUCCCCAUGUGAAGGAAUACGUGGAGAAUGGGACGUGGGUGAGGGCCCAUGUUCCUCUUCCAUUGGCGAGACUGCUGACUCCAAUGAGGCAACAGGUGGCCAUGACCCAGUAG